AAAAUGACCUUAAAUGACCUUAAAUGUAGGUCUUCUAAUCGAUUGGUUAAUUUCUUUGCACUCAACUCUACACAAUCUGGAGCUCGAUAUAAAUCGUCAAAUUUCUCCAGGCGCUGACUGCUACUGCUACAAAACAGAUAUGAAUCUAGUUCUAACCAGUGUCUUAUUCUUCCUGGCUGUGGUUGCAGGUAAGUAGUUAAUUUGAAUAGGAAAUAUUAGGCCAAUGUUAAAUCUAUAGAAGGUGUGUUUAUAUAUUAAAAAAAACAAUCUAAAUACAUAACUACUUCCGUUGUCAAUGUACAUGUAUAACUUAUUCAAAGAAUUUUCUUUAGAGUAUAUUGACACGACAAUUCAUUGCCUAUGUCUUUAUAUUCAGGUACCCCUGUCAUCCAAAGCCCAUCUGUAGCAGGUACACCUGUCCUCAAAAUUCCCGCUAUAGAAUGCCCCCUUGUCAGAUGCCUGCCUUGUGACAACGGGUUUGUGAUUGACGACGACGGCUGCCAGACGUGCAUGUGUAAAGACAGCAAGAGAGAUAUUUGUCUGGGCAACAUUUGUCUGAUGUUUUGUUUCAAUGGCUUCGCCACGGUCAAUGGCUGCACGCUAUGUCAGUGCGCAUGAAUAACCCAAUGACACGUCUGCUUCAAUCACAGCUAAUUUAUUUAUAUCACCGCUGUAGACUUUAGGUUUGACAUAAGUCAUACAAAGACAUUUUUUUUAAAUUUCUUUAAUAUUUAAUAUAUUCUUACCUGAAGUGUGUUCUCACCUGUACCGUGUUCUCACCAUUAACCUGUUUACCUGUGUCUUGUGCUCAAGCCCGCUUACAACAAAUUAAACAUGUCAUACAAAUUGUUAGCAUUUGUUGAAUACAAUUUUUUGUUAAUUUGUUUGUUUGUUUAUUUGUUCUGUUUUCUUUUGUUGUUGUAGAUUUGUUGUUUUUCUUUUGCCAUUGUAUCACAAUUUUUACACAUAAAAUUAUAAUAAUUAAUUUGGUUAAUGAAAAAAAUUAACGACAAUAUCAGGACCAACCCCAAAUAAAAAAA
Molecule: messenger RNA, 1040 nt
Organism: Lymnaea stagnalis (great pond snail)
Lineage: Eukaryota; Metazoa; Mollusca; Gastropoda; Lymnaeidae
Source: the annotation of a GenBank genome assembly